ACACCGUCAGGUACACAAUAAACGCCAUCACCCUUGUGAAUUAACAAUAACAUAUCGCGAUCAGUCUGGCUCCCGUGUGCGUGGACUCAACCGCCCGGACAAUAGUUUGUUGAGUACCGUGAUCUGUUCAUUCUCCCGGGCAAAACUUGCUCCGCCAGGGACGGUGAGCGCCAGUCUCUCGCAUUGGUUUUCCGGAGCCGGUUGUGUUUCUGCAAAGUCUCGUCUGCCGGGUGUGAGCCGUCUGCAGCCGGCGUAACCACAUCCCCGCGACACGCUAACCGAUCACUGCACAAGAAACUCAACUGCAACAAGCUGGGAACUUUAUUGACUUGAACUUCGUAGCAUUGACAGUUCAACUUUCCCAUUCAGAUUUGGUAGAUCGGUAUAGGACACGCAAACCUCACUCCAAACAUGCAGUUAGACGAAGCCCUACGCUAUCUUGGCAACUUUGGCCGCUACCAGACAGCAGUGUUUGUUCUCUUUUGUGUGGCUGGGUGUGCCUUCCCAGCCUGGCAGAUGAUGGCCAUGGUCUUCAUCACCGACAAGCCGGUCGGAUACCAGUGCAAGAUCCCUCCAUCUGCCGGCCAUGAUAAUGCAUCCGACGGUUGGUACUCUGCCAACGUCUCCGAGCGCCUGUACCGAGGAGACAACUCCUCGGUCGUGUUGAGUGACGUCGCAGAGUGCUUUGUUAACGACUCGAAUACUGGGGAUCAGACUGCCUGCACUGAGUGGGACUACCACUUUGAAUACGGCGAAGAGACUGCCGUCUCUGAUUUCGAUCUAGUAUGCGACCGGGCCGUGCUUGCCAACACGGCCCAGUCCAUCUUCUUCGGCGGUGUCCUCGUCGGGUCCUUACUGAGCGGAGCCCUGUCUGAUGUAUUCGGCCGGAAGACGGUGCUGAUCGGCGCCUCGUUCCUUGAGGGCGUCUUCGGGAUUUGCACGGCCUUCGCGCCGAGCUUCACCGCGUUCGUCGCUCUCUGGUUCUUCGUGGGAGCUUUGGAGCAGGGCAUCAACGUGACCGGCUUCGUACUGAUCAUGGAGAUGUUCUCACCGGAGAAGAGAACCCUAGCUGGGUGUCUGACGGGCGUGGCUUGGGGCGUGGGCGUGGCCCUGGUUACGCCCUUCGCUUACUACCUGAGGGAUUGGAGGCACAUGCAGAUUGCUAUCUCAGUGCCAUUCCUGGUCGCCGUCCCGUUCAUGAUGUGGGCUUCGUUCGAAUCCGUCCGCUGGUUGAUGUCCAAGGGGCGCAUGCAAGCCGCCGAGAAAGUCCUCCACCGCAUCGCGCGGCUGAACAACAUCGAAGCGCCCGACCAGUUCCUGAAGGAUGACGACGUGGUCUCGCCUGUAGCUGGACAGACCACGGUGAAGUAUGCACCGUCAGAUGUCAACGACAACACUGGGAACGACGGCACUGCAUUAAACGACAACGGGCAUGGAACAGAAGUCAGAAUGGACGCCGUAGGGCGCCCACCAGCGUCUAAAGACACGUUUCGGUUCGCCGAGUUGCUCCAGUCAACGCGACUGUUCCGCAAUGCGUUCAUCAUGUUCUACAGUUGGUUGGUGAGUAGCAUGGUGUACUACGGUCUCUCCCUCAACAGCUCCAACCUAGCCGGGGAUAAGUACCUGAACUUCUUCCUGCUUGGACUGGUGGAGGUCCCGGGUUAUCUCGUGGUCUACCCUUUGAUCGAAUGGUGGGGUCGUCGCCCAUCUUUGAGCCUGGCCCAUUUUAUUGCGGGGGUGAGCAGUAUCAUCUGUGCAUGCAUUCCUAAUACACCAGGGGGAAGUGGGAACUUUACCCCCGCCAUUCUAGCCUUUGCUCUAGUCGGCAAGUUCUGCGCCACUAUCAGUUUCAGCACGGACUUUGUCUACGGGUCGGAAAUCUUCCCAACAUCGAUACGAAAUCUUGGAGUUGGUUUCUCCUCGUUUUCGGCCAGGAUUGGAGGCAUUUUAGCUCCAUUUGUGGUGUACCUGGCGGACGUGAGCCCGUACAUCCCUCUGAACGUGUUUGGCAUCGUGUCCGUGCUCGCUGCGGCCCUGGUUCUCAUCUUACCAGAGACUGCCAAGAAGCCUCUACCGGAGACCAUAGCGGAGGGUGAGUUGCUUGCCCGCUCGGCUGCCCCGCCUCGUCUACCGUCGUGUCUGUGGCUCGCUGGCAAACGGAGGAUGGAUGGCAAUGGCUACCAGCCUGCCUCCUCAGUGUGAAGCAAGGGCUAUAUACAAUUCUGCUACCCGGAGCUUUCAUAUGUGAAGUCUUAGUCCAAGACUGGCUUUGAAUCUAAUUCAUGUUAUAUACAGGGCAUCCUGAAAAAAAUGGCGCAUGUAAACCCCUCCAUUUUUGC
Molecule: messenger RNA, 2339 nt
Organism: Patiria miniata (bat star)
Lineage: Eukaryota; Metazoa; Echinodermata; Asteroidea; Valvatida; Asterinidae
Product: organic cation transporter protein-like
Exons: 10
Coding region: 412-2202 (596 amino acids)
Biological process (GO): transmembrane transport
Cellular component (GO): membrane
Molecular function (GO): transmembrane transporter activity
Source: RefSeq, a predicted model, not a curated record